Molecule: messenger RNA, 3278 nt
Organism: Pyricularia grisea
Lineage: Eukaryota; Fungi; Ascomycota; Sordariomycetes; Magnaporthales; Pyriculariaceae
Exons: 6
Coding region: 464-2767 (767 amino acids)
Biological process (GO): SCF-dependent proteasomal ubiquitin-dependent protein catabolic process; protein ubiquitination
Cellular component (GO): SCF ubiquitin ligase complex
Molecular function (GO): ubiquitin protein ligase binding
Source: RefSeq, a predicted model, not a curated record
CUUCGAUUUGCCUUUAAGCCAAGUUACAAACUCAACCUUUUGUUUUCAACCCAGCCAACUCAUCUGGAAUCUAGACACUUAUCCUAAAUAUUUCGGGAAACGCAUGUAACGCUGUCGCCGCCAUAUUCCGGCCGAUUAAAAUUGAUUGCCGUCGUUGUCGAUAAACAGCCAUCUCUACGGUAAACCGCUGCAUCUCGAAGCUCCCCACCUUACCUAGGUACUCACGAUACGAUCUCCGCUGCAUCUCGAGCAGCCGUAGCAGGCUACCCUGCUUUUGCAAAACCCCACAAUAGUACACCCAUUCUAGCACCUUUGAAACGACCGCAUCUCGUUGUCACUGGCGACUUGGCCUUUCGUGUUUUUCUCGAAUCGGCAACCAACUUGCCCCCGCGCUCGGGUUCGGACACCGCGUGCAUUCGACCCUCAGCUUACCGAAUCCCGGAGAACAAGACCAACAGUUCCCAUGAUGGCGCCAGCCUCACGGGCACCGCUGGGCGUCGGGUCCGGUCGGGAUGAUAUCGAAGUCACGUGGAACUAUCUGCAGAAUGGAAUCACUAGGAUCAUGAACAAUUUACAAGAUGGCAUGACGAUGGAGACGUACAUGGGUAUCUAUACUUCCGUACACAAUUUCUGCACCUCACAGAAGGCUCUUGGCUUUGCGAAUUCGCCUGGUCCUCCAGCAGCUGCGCAUAGAGGAGCGCAUCUUCUUGGUGAGGAUCUCUACAAGAAGCUUAUGAAAUACCUGAGCGAUCAUCUCGAGGACCUGCUCGUCCAGUCCAAAGCCCACACUGGCGAGGCUUUGCUUAGCUUCUACAUAAGAGAAUGGGAUAGAUACACGACGGCAGCCAAGUACAUCCACCACCUCUUCCGAUAUCUUAACCGCCACUGGGUCAAGCGUGAGAUCGAUGAGGGCAAGAAGCACAUAUUCGAUGUUUACACACUGCAUCUAGUUCAGUGGAAGAAUGUCUUGUUCGAUAAAGUUCACGAGAAGGUGAUGGACGCCGUCCUUGCGUUGGUUGAGAGGCAACGGAACGGAGAGACCAUAGAGUACGGCCAGAUCAAGCAGAUUCUAGACUCUAUGGUCUCGCUAGGCCUGGACGAAAACGACGCGUCCAAGACCACUCUGGACUGCUACCGUUUCCACUUCGAGAAGCCUUUCAUCGCCGCUACGGAAGCGUAUUACCAAAAGGAGAGCCGCGCAUUUGUCGCGGAGAACACUGUGGUUGAAUACAUGAAGAAGGCCGAGGCGCGUUUGGAAGAGGAGGAGGAGCGAGUCCGAAUGUACUUGCAUCCCGACAUUGCGGUGGCAUUAAAGCGCUGCUGCAACACUGCCCUGAUCGCCGACCACUCUGCGAUUCUCAGGGACGAAUUCCAGGUACUGCUGGACAACGACCGCGAGGAUGAUAUGGCGAGGAUGUACAACCUUUUAGCCAGAAUCAGUGAUGGACUAGACCCACUGCGUCAGAAGUUCGAAGCCCACGUGCGACAAGCUGGCCUAACGGCCGUGGCCAAGGUUGCAUCCGGCCAGGGCGAGAAGCUGGAGCCAAAAGUCUAUGUGGAUGCACUGCUCGAAGUCCACACCCAAUACCAGGGACUGGUCAAACGCGCAUUCAACGACGAGCCAGAGUUUACCCGAUCUCUUGACAACGCCUGCCGAGAGUUCGUCAACCGAAAUGACGUCUGCAAGUCCGGAUCCAACAAAUCCCCCGAGCUACUUGCCAAAUACACGGAUGUUCUCCUUCGCAAGAGCGGCAGUGCCGUUGAGGAGGAGGAGCUAGAGAACACUUUGAGCCAGAUAAUGACUGUCUUCAAGUACAUCGAAGACAAGGAUGUCUUUCAAAAGUUCUACUCCCGCAUGCUGGCCCGUCGUCUCGUGCAUACCAACUCAUCCUCAGAUGACGCAGAGACUAGCAUGAUCAGCAAACUGAAGGAGGCAUGCGGCUUCGAGUACACAAACAAACUGCAACGCAUGUUCCAGGACAUGCAGAUUUCGAAAGACCUCAAUACGGGUUUCCGUGAGCAUGCCGAAAAGUCCGAGAUGAAGGUUUUGGACUCACAAUACGCUAUUCUCGGAACUGGAUUUUGGCCACUACAAGUCCCCAAUACUGCUUUCAACCCACCGGCGGUCAUAUCCGAGGAUUGCGAACGGUUCACACGCUUUUACAAGAACAAGCACGACGGCAGAAAGCUCACUUGGCUCUGGCAGCUGUGCAAAGGUGAGGUUCGAGCCACCUACUGCAAGCAGAGCAAAGCGCCCUACACCUUCCAGGUGUCCAUGUAUCAGAUGGCUAUUCUUUUGAUGUUCAACGACGGCGACCGUCAUACGCACGAGGAAAUAGCAUCCACUACUUCUAUGAACAGCGAGACCAUGGAUCCCGUACUAGGCCUCUUGCUUAAAGCCAGGGUUCUUCUGGCCGACAGUGAUAAGCCCGGUCCAGGGACGACAUACAGCCUGAAUUACGAUUUCAAGAGCAAGAAAGUUCGCGUCAACCUCAACAUUGGCUUGAAGACAGAGCAGAAGCAGGAAGAGGUAGAGACAAACAAGACAAUUGAGGAAGACCGAAAGCUUCUUCUCCAGUCGGCCAUUGUGCGGAUUAUGAAGGCUCGUAAACGUAUGAAGCACAACCAGCUGGUUAGCGAGACCAUCGGUCAGAUCAAGGGACGGUUUGUGCCCAAGAUUCCGGACAUCAAGAAAUGCAUUGAGAUUCUUUUGGACAAAGAAUACCUGGAGCGUUUGGAGGACGACGAGCUCGGCUACCUGGCCUGAUCGAAGCGAGGGAUCAAGGGAGCUUUGUGGGCAACACUCGUAAUGGAAGCUAUCACAGGGAUUCGAUAAGCCUCCGAUAUUUUUUUUAGUGGAUGCAGGCUCGCUUGGGAUCUGGUUACGAUUGAAGGUCUUGAGAUACAAGCAAUGCACGGGUAUGAAAUCGAUGAGGAUCUGGGAUCAUGGCAAGGAAGCCAGGAAGUGACGGAGGCCAGGAGCAUCUCUCUGGGCGGAACAUACAUUCGCAAUCAGCAUUGCAAACUUGUACUUGAAUACCCAAAAUUGCUACACUUGUGGCUGUUACUUUUGAGGGUGGCUGCAUACUCGUACUGAGUAUCAAUAUUUGUUUUCCCCUGAGCCUCUCAUAGGAACCCUCCUGAUUUUUAUGAAAGGGAUGAGGCCUGUCGGCUGGAGUAUUUAUUAUUGGAGGCAGGGCGACUGUAAUAGCAAUUUCUCCAUGCAGAUUGCUUGAGCUGCAGCCGACAGCAGUCAAUUCUAUUAUUUAGCGAUCAUA